AUGUACCAUAUCAGCAGCCAGCACAGAAUCAAAGAAAAAUACCAGAAUCAAAGGAGAGAGAGCUCCUGCCCCACACAGUCAUGGAGAAAUGAGUAUUUGCACCAAAAAUUCACACAACUGCUACUUCUACACAGAUUUCAACCCAGAGGCUAUGACUUCCUGCUCAGGAGAAGGAAUCAUGAGGUGGUAGGUGAACAAAUUCAUUUGAUGGAGAUUGAAGAUUUAUUUGGCCCAGGCCUGAGUACCCAGGAGGAGCCUCCCACUGUCGUGGUGCAUGGAGUUGCUGGAAUCGGGAAGUCAACCCUGGCCAGGCAGGUGAGGAGAGCCUGGGAGGAAGGCUGGCUGUUCAGGGACCGCUUCAAGCAUGUCUUCUACUUCGACUGCAGAGAGCUGGCCCAGUCCGAGACCAUGAGUCUCGCUGAGCUCAUCACAAAAGACUGGGCUGCUCCUGAUGCUCCCAUUGGGCAGAUCCUGUCUCAGCCAGAGCAGCUGCUCUUCAUUCUUGAUAACUUAGAUGAACCAAAAUGGGACUUGAAGGAGCAGAGUUCUGAGCUCUGUCCACACUGGAGCCAGCAGCAGCAGGUGCACACACUGCUGGGCAGUUUGCUGAAGAAAACCUUACUUCCCACGGCUUCCCUGCUGAUCACAGCUCGGAUCACAGCUCUGUGGAGGCUCAAAACUUCAUUAAAGCAUCCUCGCUGGGUGGAGGUCCUGGGAUUCUCUGAGUCGGCCAGGAAGGAGUAUUUCUUCCAAUAUUUCACAGAUGAGAGCCAAGCGAUUAGAGCCUUUACCUCGGUUGAAUCCAACCUGGCUCUCUUCACCAUGUGUCUCAUGCCUUUGGUGUCCUGGCUGGUCUGCACUUGCCUGAAGCAGCAGAUGGAGCAGGAGCAACCACUCUCACUGACCUCCCAGACGACCACAGCCCUCUGUCUGCACUACUUUUUCCAUGUUCUCCAGGCUCAGUCCCUCGGGACUAAGUUGAGAGGCUUCUGCUCUCUGGCUACUGAAGGCACCUGUCAAAAAAAGACUCUUUUCAGCGCUGAGGACUUUAGGAAACACGGGUUAGACGGGGCCAACAUCUCCACUCUCUUAAACAUGGGUGUUCUUCAAAAGCAUCCCAACCCUCGGAGCUACAGCUUCAUUCACCGGUGCUUCCAGGAGUUCUUUGCAGCAAUGUCCUAUGCUUUAGGCGAUAGAGAGUUGAAAAGUGGUAGCCUUAGAAACUACAAAAUUAUAACAGACUUGACAGAUGUAUAUGACUGGGGUGACCUGUUUGGGAAACCAACCACAUGUUUCCUUUUUGGCCUUUUGAGUGAUCAGGGGAUGCGAGAGAUGGAGGGCAUCUUCAAAUGCAGCCUGUCUCGGGAGAGGCAUAGCUCUCUGCUGCACUUGGCCAAGACUCAAGUCCUUCCCAUGCCAGGCCCACAUUCUUGGGAUUUGCUGCACUGUUUUUAUGAGAUUCAGGAUGAAAACUUUAUGAAAAAUAUUUUCACUUGCAAUGAAAUGAGGAUAUGUGUCCAAACUGACAUGGAGCUCCUGCUGUUCACUUUCUUCUUUAAAUUCUGCCACCGCAUUGAAAGACUUCAACUGAAUGAGAGUGGACAGCACAGACAAGCAGGAAGGACUUCCGGUGCAUUUCUGUACAGCUGGGGCCCAUUUACAGAUUCCUGGUGGAAGAUGUUCUUCUCUAUUCUCAAAGUCCCUGGACGCCUGCAGGAGCUGGACCUGAGUGGGAACUCUCUGAGCUGCUCUGCAGUACAGAGUCUUUGUGACGCCCUGAAAAGCCCUCACUGCCACCUGGAGACCUUGAGGCUGGUCAGCUGUGGCCUCACAUCCAACUGCUGCCAGGACCUGGCCUCCAUGCUGGGUGCCAGCCCCAGCCUGACAGAGUUGGACCUGCAGCAGAACAACCUGGGUGACCUUGGUGUGAAGCUGCUUUGUGAAUGGCUCAGGCAGCCUGCCUGCCAUCUCAAGCAUCUGAGGCUGGUCAGCUGCGGCCUCACAGACAACUGCUGCCAGGACCUGGCCUCCAUUCUGGGUGCCAGCCCCAGCCUGACAGAGUUGGACCUGGGGCAGAACGACCUGGGCGACCUUGGUGUGAGGCUGCUCUGUGAAGGGCUCAGGCAGCCUGCCUGCCAACUCAAGCACCUGAGGCUGGACCAGAUUGGGCUGAGUGAGGAGGUGAGAGAGAUGCUGAGUCACCUGCAGCAGAGGAAGUCUCAGCUGAUCAUCUAUUAUGGGCUUCCCUCGCCUCUGAAGAGUGAGGAGAUGACAGAGAUGCAGGACACUGGAAAACCUAAGAAAUUUGAGCUUUCAGCAAGCAUCAGAAAUCGAGUUCACUUCCCUGUGGCUGGUUCCUACCACUGGCCCAACGUGGGUCUCCACUUUGUGGUGAGAGGGCCAGUGACCAUUGAGAUUGAAUUCUGUGCUUGGGACCAGUUCCUGGACCAGAUUGUCCCACGGCACAGCUGGAUGGUUGCAGGGCCUCUUUUUGACAUCAAGGCUGAACCAGGAGCUGUGGAAGCUGUGUACCUCCCUCACUUUAUAGCCCUCCAAG
Molecule: messenger RNA, 2557 nt
Organism: Myotis lucifugus (little brown bat)
Lineage: Eukaryota; Metazoa; Chordata; Mammalia; Chiroptera; Vespertilionidae
Product: NACHT, LRR and PYD domains-containing protein 1-like
Exons: 8
Biological process (GO): regulation of inflammatory response
Cellular component (GO): cytoplasm
Molecular function (GO): protein binding
Source: RefSeq, a predicted model, not a curated record